Messenger RNA from Bombina bombina (fire-bellied toad), 1860 nucleotides. RefSeq names its product basic leucine zipper and W2 domains 1 (gene BZW1). The coding region runs from base 144 to 1403 and encodes 419 amino acids. Gene Ontology annotation, molecular function: protein binding. NCBI's taxonomy places the organism in Eukaryota, Metazoa, Chordata, Amphibia, Anura, Bombinatoridae. The transcript has 12 exons. The record is from RefSeq and is a predicted model, not a curated record. Gene Ontology annotation, cellular component: membrane; cytoplasm.
GUGACGUGCUCCGGCCUUUCUCUCUCCCGGUCGUCGAGCUGCAAAGGGGGGAUAUCUCGAACGCGGUGUUUGUUUCUUUUCUAUUUACAUCAGCCCCGUCUUUGGCCCGUUUCCUGUCUGCCUUACAUUCGGGCAUCUUUUUUAUGAAUAAUCAAAAGCAACAAAAGCCAACGCUAUCUGGCCAGCGUUUUAAAACACGCAAAAGAGAUGAAAAGGAGAGGUUUGACCCUACUCAAUUUCAAGAUUGCAUUAUUCAAGGCUUAAAUGAAACUGGUAGCGAUUUGGAAGCAGUAGCAAAAUUUCUUGAUGCUUCUGGAGCAAAGCUAGACUAUCGCCGCUAUGCAGAAACACUUUUUGAUAUCCUUGUGGCUGGUGGAAUGUUGGCACCAGGUGGAACUUUGGCCGAUGACGUGAUACCUUCAGAAGUCUGUGUUUUUAAAGCACAGGAAGAUCUAGAGACCAUGCAGGCAUUUGCUCAGGUUUUUAACAAGCUAAUUCGACGUUACAAAUACCUGGAGAAGGGCUUUGAAGAAGAGGUCAAGAAGCUGUUGCUUUUUCUGAAAGGGUUUUCAGAAUCAGAGAGAAAUAAGCUGGCCAUGCUUACAGGCAUUCUUCUGGCCAAUGGGAAUCUCUCUGCAUCAAUUCUCAACAGUCUUUACAAUGAGAACUUGGUCAAAGAGGGUGUUUCUGCAGCAUUUGCAGUAAAAUUAUUUAAAUCAUGGAUCAAUGAAAAAGAUAUCAACGCAGUUGCUGGUAGUCUUCGGAAAGUAAACAUGGACAAUAGAUUAAUGGAACUCUUUCCUGCCAAUAAGCAAAGUGUUGAACACUUCACUAAAUACUUCACUGAUGCAGGGCUAAAAGAACUUUCUGAAUAUGUGCGAAAUCAGCAAACAAUAGGUGCUCGUAAGGAGCUUCAUAAAGAACUUCAAGAAAUGAUGUCUAAAGGAGAAUCUCUUAAAGAUAUAAGUAUGUAUGUGAAGGAGGAAAUGAAGAAAAGCGCCAUCACCGAGCAAACUGUGAUUGGUAUCUUGUGGUCCAGUGUCAUGAGCAUGGUGGAAUGGAACAAAAAGGAGGAGCUGGUUACUGAGCAAGCCAUCAAACACUUGAAGCAAUACAGCCCUCUACUUGCUGCCUUUACAACCCAAGGUCAGUCAGAACUGACACUGCUGCUGAAAAUUCAGGAGUAUUGCUAUGACAACAUUCACUUCAUGAAGUCCUUUCAGAAAAUUGUGGUGCUUUUUUAUAAAGCUGAGGUUCUGAGUGAAGAGCCUAUUUUGAAGUGGUACAAAGAUGCACAUAUUGCAAAAGGAAAAAGUGUGUUCCUGGAGCAAAUGAGAAAAUUUGUUGAAUGGCUUAAGAAUGCGGAAGAAGAGUCAGAGUCUGAGAAUGAAGAGGGUGAUUGAUUUAUUAUGGUGUCAGUAAGCAAACACAGGAGCUAUAGAUUAAAAAAAAAAAACUCAUGUUCCAUUGUGUGUCCUGGUUAUUACAUCCUACCUCCUGUAUCAAGCAUGAUAUAAGGGCUUUCAUUACACUAGUUUUAAUUUAAUUUUUUUUUUUUUUUUUCAUUUAAUGGUCAACAUGUCGGGGGCUUUUUUUUUUUUUUUUUUUUUUUUUUUAAAAACAAACCAACCAUGUUUUAAGAAGCCUUGAAAGUCUGGACUCAUCCUUUACAUUUUUCAAUUUUUCUUCAGUUACCCUCUACCUCCUGUUUUUCUACUGUAAUAAUGUAAUUUAAAGCCUUUCAAAACGAAUUCAUUUUAUCCCCUGGUUUUCUAUAAAAAAAAAUAAAGUUUAAAAUCCGUAUGAUUUGGUAUAUUUGUUAUGGAAACUUUGCAAAUUAAACACCGAAUCCAAAGUGAA